Lontra canadensis (Northern American river otter) is the source of this 1179-nucleotide messenger RNA. RefSeq names its product transcobalamin-1-like. The annotation marks the transcript as partial. Gene Ontology annotation, molecular function: cobalamin binding. The transcript is spliced from 7 exons. The record is from RefSeq and is a predicted model, not a curated record. Gene Ontology annotation, biological process: cobalamin transport. Lineage: Eukaryota; Metazoa; Chordata; Mammalia; Carnivora; Mustelidae.
AGCCAUCUUUAACCUCGGGACAGCUUGCCUUGGCUAUACUGGCUUUGGGAGCAUGUAAAGCACCUGGUGGAAUGUCUAUAAAUUAUUCUGAACUGGUCAAAAGACUAGGAAAUAAAUACAAAGCAGAAAUCAGAAAUAUGGAAGAUCAUAAUGGUAAUCCACUGACUAACUACUACCAGCUCAGCCUGGACAUUUUGGCCUUGUGUCUGUUCAGUGGGAAUUACUCAAUCACUGAAGUUGCUAAAUUCCUCAAUCCUGAAAAUAAAAAUUACUAUUUUCAUGGACAGUUCUCAGUAGAUACUGGUGCGAUGGCUGUCCUGGCUCUGACUUGUGUGAAGAACAAAACAAGAGGGCAGAAACAAAUAGAUAGAAAGGAUAUAGAGAAUAUUAAUAAUUAUACAGAGUCACUGAUAAACAAGAUUCUGUCUCAGAAAACAGAAAAUGGUCUCCUCGGAAACAUAUAUAGUACAGGAGAAGCUAUGCAGGCUCUCUUUGUCUCACCCAACUAUUACAACGAAAAUCAAUGGGUUUGCGAAAAAACACGGGACACAGUGCUCACAGAAAUUUCUCGAGGAGCAUUCCGUAUCCCAACUGCUGCAGCUCAAAUCUUACCAGCCCUAAUGGGAAAGACCUACCUGGAUGUUAACAAAGACUCUUCCUGUGUCUACGGCUCAGAUUCCUUCCCCACUUCCACUCAGGAGCCUAUUAUAUCAGUGACACCUGCUGUCUCACCUUCACAAAUCCAAGUAAAUUACUCUGUGGUAAUUGAUAACAGAAAAGAUCGCAUUGUGGUCUCUGUGACAGAUGGUUCUGUCUUCCUAAAUGUGAUGGAACAAGCUCAGAAAGAAAAUCCAACUCUAUUUAGGUUCAAAACAAAGGAGACCGCAUGGGGCCCCUACAUCAUCAGUGUUCAGGGCAUAGAGGCCAGCACUAAUGACAGGACCUACUGGGAGCUCCGGAGCAAUGGUGAACCCCUGAGCCAAGGAGCUGGUAGUUAUGUUGUCCAUGCAGGAGAUGAUUUGGAGGUUCGCUGGAGCACAUACUAAUAAAUUUAAACAGUGGACUUACAGGCAGAGAUUGGCCUCAUAAAUUCCUUUUCUCUCAUCUCCAUUUCAAUAGGAGCAUCAAUAACCUCCCCUUCUCUCUUUAUGUGUUCAAUAAAAGAUCAACAACAAUACA